AUGAUUUCGAGUCAAAUUUUAGGAUCUUCACCAAUGUGGAGUCGUGCAUUAUGUUAUCGGUUUGCUCCUUUUCUCAUGCGUUCUGGCUCUACAUUAUCAGAAGAGGCUUCAGCGAGUCGAAAUAAAUCAGCAAGUCAAAGAAAAUCUGACUCGAAAUAUUUAGCCAGUGACAUGUACAAUUAUACAGUAUUUAGUCAUUAUGAUAUUGAAGCAUCAAUGACCAAAUAUCGUCUUACUCAACCUUCAUCUCAUGCGCCAUUGAAACAUGAACCAAGUCCACCAAAGAAAUAA
Rotaria socialis is the source of this 291-nucleotide messenger RNA. The record is from the annotation of a GenBank genome assembly. NCBI's taxonomy places the organism in Eukaryota, Metazoa, Rotifera, Eurotatoria, Philodinida, Philodinidae.